AUAUAUGUUGGCAAGUCUUUUGAUACAGCAAGCAUCAACUGAGCCAUGAGAUUUCGGUCCAUACAACUUCUCCAUGGCAAGUACGCAUCAGGAAACACUACCAAAAGCGUUAUGCUUCUUCCAUUCGUUGCGCUUCUUAUAUUCAUCUUCUCGUUGUCUCUCAUGAGAAAUUCACAUCAAUCAUCUCCUGAGAUAUAUGCUAGCAGUUUGUAUGUGAACAGCACAGAAAUGAAACAAUGCAACAUCUUCUUUGGAGAAUGGGUUUCUUAUAGUAAAGGACCUUAUUACACCAACGAGACUUGCCCUUUGAUCAUAGACCAACAAAAUUGCAUCAAGUUUGGGAGACCUGACAGAGAGUACCUCAAAUGGAGGUGGAAACCCCAUCAAUGCGAACUUCCACUCUUUGAUGCAACCCAUUUCUUAAAACUUGUCAAAGGAAAGUCCAUGGCCUUUCUUGGAGACUCAGUAGGAAGAAAUCAGAUGAAUUCAUUGUUGUGCCUCCUAAAUCACGUUGCACGUCCGGAGGAUAUUUCUAAGAGAUACACUACAGACCCCAUAUAUUUCCGAAGGUGGUUCUAUGUUGAUUACAAUUUUACCCUUGUAACACUUUGGUCCCCAUUUUUGGUGAGAGCCAGUGAUGCUGACCUCAAUGGUCAUUCUCUCAAUAGCCUCAUGAGCCUGUAUCUAGAUAAGGCAGAUGAAGCAUGGACUAGUGAGAUUGAAAACUUUGAUUUUGUCAUUGUCUCAGCUGGCCAAUGGUUCUUUCGGCCACUUGUGUUCAUUGAAAAUGGACAAGUUGUUGGGUGCCACAAGUGUGAACACGAGAACAUCACAGACCUUACUCACUACUAUGGCUACAAGAAGGCAUUCAGAACUGCAAUGAGAACUAUUGUGAAUCUCAAAGGGUACAAAGGGGUGACAUUUUUUAGAACAUUCUCCGCAGCUCACUUUGAGAAUGCUGAGUGGAACAAAGGAGGGAGUUGUGCGAGGACAAAGCCUUAUAGCAAAGAAGAGAUGAAGUUUGAAUGGUAUAUUCUAGAGACAUAUAUGACUCAAGUGAAGGAGUUUAUAGCAGCAGAAAAGAAAGCAAGAAAGAGGGGUUUGAAGUUUUUUAUGCUAAAUACAACUGAAAUAAUGCUGUGGAGGCCUGAUGGCCAUCCCAAUAACUAUGUCUAUGGACAUACAAAGAACCAUAAUGUGACAUAUAAUGAUUGUGUUCACUGGUGCUUGCCUGGCCCUAUUGACACAUGGAAUGAGUUUUUAUUCUAUAUGUUGAAAAUGGAAUGUCAGAAAUCUUUCAUUUCAUCGUUACACAGAUUUGUCUAGAACAUCAGAUUUGUCGUGCUAUACACUUGAAUGAUACUAUUUAUUCUUUUGUUGAAGGUUGUGUGCAAAGUAUAUUGUACUUCUUUCCUGUAUUUACAAACGAGAGGUGAUUGAGAAAUGGGCAAACUAAAUGUAUUUUAGCUACAAUUGAUUAUUGAUUCUUGAACGAAAAUAAAAAGCAAUUUGUGUAUA
Messenger RNA from Abrus precatorius (Indian licorice), 1518 nucleotides. Its product is annotated as protein trichome birefringence-like 19. Gene Ontology annotation, molecular function: O-acetyltransferase activity. The coding region runs from base 46 to 1326 and encodes 426 amino acids. The record is from RefSeq and is a predicted model, not a curated record. NCBI's taxonomy places the organism in Eukaryota, Viridiplantae, Streptophyta, Magnoliopsida, Fabales, Fabaceae. Gene Ontology annotation, cellular component: Golgi apparatus. The transcript has 2 exons.